UUUUUUUAAAACAUGUCGCGAUCUCUACUCAUUCUGUAUGGAUCAGAAACAGGUUGUGCUCAAGAUGUAGCCGAGAACUUGGCUAGACAAGCAAGACGUAGACACUUUAGAACACGAUCUAUGGCUAUGGAUGACUAUGACAGGAGUCAAUUGAUUGAAGAGAAGCUAGUUAUUUUUGUUUGCUCUACUACAGGACAAGGUGCUGAACCUGUUAAUAUGAAGCAAUUUUGGAAGUUUUUACUGCGAAAAAACUUGCCUAAUGAUAUCCUAAGUGAUUUAGACUGUGCAGUGAUUGGUUUAGGCGAUUCGUCUUAUAGAAAAUUCAACUAUCCAUCAAAGAAGCUCUAUAGAAGAUUAACACAACUGGGCGCUAAUAUGUUGAUUGAAAGAGGAGAUUGUGAUGAUCAACAUUAUUUAGGUCUGGAUGGUGCAUUUAUUCCUUGGUCAAAACAACUAUGGGAUAUUGUGUUAGAGAAAUACCCAACAAAACAUCCCAUCAUUUCGGACAAUGUUCUUUUACCACCUAGUUUUAGAAUGGAAUUUGUUGAUCAAGGACAACCUCAGCCACCCAAGACACUCAAAGGUGAAUUUGAUCUAACUGUCAAACAAAACACACGAAUUACAGCCAAAGACCAUUUCCAGGAUGUACGUCAUGUUGAAUUAGAAUGCAAUCAUCCUGAUUUUGAAUAUCAACCUGGCGAUAUUGCUGUCAUUAUGCCACAGAACUUACCCAAAGAAGUAGAUGCGUUUUUGGAACAAAUAGGAUGGUCAGAGCAUGCAGACAAACUGAUCAAAAUCACAGCAAUGCAAGAUCAUAUUGUGCCUGCUCAUUGGCCUGACGUGAUGACAUUCAGGGACUUGUUUGUAUACUAUCUUGAUAUUUUUGGUGUGCCACGAAGGUCCUUUUUUGAAAUGUUGGCUCAUUUUACAGUGGAUGAAAACCAUACAGAACGUCUAAGAGAAUUUGCCUCUCCUGAAGGGCAACAAGACUUGUGGGAUUAUUGUAUGAAGCCUCGUCGUCAUAUUGGUGAAAUCUUGUUUGAUUUUAAGCCAUUUGAUAUUCCUUUUGAUUAUAUGUUGGAUCUGUUUCCUCCUCUUCAGCCUCGUUCGUUUUCUAUUGCUUCUAGUUUAAGUCUACAUCCUCAACGUAUGGAAUUGUGUGUUGCGGUAGUAAAAUACAAAACAAAAUUAAGAAUUAUCCGUCGAGGUGUGUUUACCAAGUGGCUAUCUACAUGGCAACCAGGAGAUAUCAUUUCUCGCGUCCGCAUUACCAAGGGAACCAUGGCACUGCCGCCCACAGAUAUUCCAUUGAUUGCUAUUGGCCCUGGUACAGGUGUUGCCCCUAUGCGGUCAUUUAUAGAACAACGUAUCUUUGAGGGAGCUAAACAAAAUAUGCUUUUGUUUGGUGCUCGUUACCACGAUAAAGAUUUUCACUAUAGAGAACAAUGGCAACAGUAUAUAGACCAAGGACAAUUACAGCUUUUAACUGCAUUUUCUCGAGAUCAAGAAGAGAAAGUGUAUGUUCAAGACCGUAUCAGACAACAUGCAAGUCUUUUUUGGGAUUUGAUUGAACAUCAACAAGCCAAAAUUGUACUUUCAGGUUCAUUAGAUAGAAUGCCUGCCGAUGUAGCCUUUGCAUUGAAGCAAGUGAUCAUGAAAGAAGGCAAACUAAGUGCAGAUGAAGCAGAAGACUAUUUUGCAGACAUGAAUAAGACAGGACAAUAUCAAGAAGAAUGUUGGAACUAGAAAUAUUUUAUUAGAAAGUUAUGAUACUCAAAUGUCUUGCUGUUUUGCUCAAACUGCAAUAAACAGACCAAGAAUCUGUAUGGAUAUAUAUAUAUAUAUAUAUAUAAUAAUAAU
Messenger RNA from Gilbertella persicaria, 1860 nucleotides. RefSeq lists its product as uncharacterized. The record is from RefSeq and is a predicted model, not a curated record. Gene Ontology annotation, cellular component: cytosol. The transcript is spliced from 5 exons. Gene Ontology annotation, molecular function: FMN binding; flavin adenine dinucleotide binding; NADPH-hemoprotein reductase activity. The coding region runs from base 13 to 1746 and encodes 577 amino acids. Lineage: Eukaryota; Fungi; Mucoromycota; Mucoromycetes; Mucorales; Choanephoraceae.